GUCCGAAAGUACUUCUACUACGCCGGCUCCUCCGACACCAUAUAUGCUUCCAGCAGCUCCCAUUCUGCCAUAAUUUCGCUGGGAACGUUAUUUGGUUUUAUAGUGGGUUGAUAGCAGUAAUACCUUCUGCGCUCGAGCAGCUUCAAGCCACUCCUACCAGGAGCAUACCAUAGAGCUCUUGUUGAUCCCCACUCAAUCCUUUUAGCUACACAAUCUGGAGUGGUUCUGGGCCAAAAAGUCACAGUCUUCCGAGAAGGUGGAAGAUCCGGUGAGUCGGAAGAUGUCACAGCAGUCGUCAACGGUAGCUCCGGAGUUGAGCCCCCAAUUUUGCUUCAAUGAGAGAGUACUGAGAGAUUUCCUGCGCCUCUCGCGAUCAGCGAUUGAUGACUCGAUCACACAGAACCUCAAUGCGUUGAUAACACCAGCCCGGGUCGGCUUCGACCCUUCCUCUACUGCCGUGCGCCAAACAGGCAAAAAGACUAUAGAUCCCGCAGCUUGUCAAUCGUUCAAAGACAACGUGUUAUUCCCUUCGUGGCAGACAAGAUCAGAUGUUCUAAACUAUUGCGCCGGUGUGGCUACGAGUCCUGAUCCUGAAGAUCCCGAUCUCAUUCUGCGAGAGACGGAGUCCGCGAAGGAUCGCGAACGGGUGGUGGACGAGCGAUUAGACCCGUACUCGGCUCGAUUCUUCCCCAAAGAAGCGCGCACGGAGUCCCUGGCAUACUUAAUCCGGAACGAACGAAGCGUUGAACAGAUCAUUCGCGCUCGCACCUGGGGUCUAGUAACAGAGAGGUGCGGCGACCCUUCGGGCGAUUGGGAGGAAGCAUUGAAUCGAUGGCGGGAAAACAAGGGACAACGAUCCUCGUGAAGCCACGUGGAAUAGGGUGGUACACGAGUAUCUCGUCUCUAAAGCAUGGUCCUAUGGUAUAAGGUCAAGUCUCGGCUCUAUGGCGCAAUGGUUCAGGCGAGAUGGGAAAUGAUUGCAUUUUCAUAGCAUUCCGAAAAAGCAUUUUGUAUAUAUAAUGUGUCUCUAUGAUUCAGAUAGAGAAUAGACAUAGUACAGAACAUAGCAGUCGAUCCAAGAUCAGGGAGUGGUUGAAGAUCCGGCAUCGGAGAUCCGAUGAAUGAUGAGCUUGCUCGCUCCCAACAAAACAGAGCAGCAGGACAUAAGAUAAAUUGAAAGCAGGCAGUCCUUGGAAUAUAUAUAGAGCG
Messenger RNA from Paecilomyces variotii, 1209 nucleotides. Its product is annotated as putative caffeine-induced death protein Cid2. The transcript has 2 exons. NCBI's taxonomy places the organism in Eukaryota, Fungi, Ascomycota, Eurotiomycetes, Eurotiales, Thermoascaceae. Gene Ontology annotation, cellular component: mitochondrial intermembrane space; mitochondrion. Bases 281 to 865 code for a protein of 194 amino acids. The record is from RefSeq and is a predicted model, not a curated record.